AUGACAAUGAAACAUUCAUUUCAGGGUAUUAUUCGUACUAGUUCACUUGUUUAUCUGCAGCAGCAACAACAACAGCAGUUAGUUGACCAACGCCGUGGUCGCUACGUGCGAGUCAGCGACACCGAUCGGCGACAAUUGAUUGAAACAUACAAAAAAGGCGAAGAUUUCAUAGCAUUGGCCAAGAAGCUCAAUAUCAAACGAUCGACAGCUCGAAGUAUUCUCCGGACAUAUAUCGAUGAAGGACGUGUUUCAGCUAAGCAACGGGCUGGAACACGUCUUCGUUUUAUUACGGAAGAAGAAGCCGAAAUGAUCCGAGAAAUGAAACGUCGACAUCCGCUCAUCACUAUUGGUCAAAUACAAAUGCGUCUACAACGUACGUCGACUCGCGUCUUAAGCAAAGCAUCCAUAUCACGCAUAUUAACAAACAGUAUACGACUGGGCAAACGUGCUAAACGUGCAGGCGAGGGAGACGAUGGACAUGAUGAUCUGAAUGAUACUAUGAUCACUGACCAUAAUGAAUUCGCGCAACUAUCGUCGGAUGAAGGCACGGGUGAAGGAAUUUAUAUUGACGAAGAUUUAGAUGAUGAUGAAGAAGAGGAGGACGAAGAUGAGGAUAAUAAUGUGGAUGUUAGAAUGAUAGAUAACAAUGCAUCGUCACAAAAUUUGGAUGAUUUUCAACGGUUCAUGCUAUGUAAAACGAGUGUUAAUGAAGAUGAAUCCAAUGAUCAGGAAGGAGUUUCGUGGAAUGGCAAAGGACAUUAUGAUGAGAAUGUUUAUCCAACCUAUGAAAGUGAAAAUGAAGAUGAAUUAUCCGAAGUCGAUGACAAUGCAGCCAAACUAAACAUUGAUCAAUCGCCCACUGUUCUCUCCUCCCAAUCUAUCAGUAAUGAAAACCUAGGAAAUGUCAACGACACCGAUAAAUGGCCUUCAAUCAAAUUUGAACCUGUCUGUGUCUUUGUUAAUCACGAACUCGACUCAUCGGACAGCGAGCAACAAACAGCAAUCGAUGAUGAGCCAACAAAAACUAUUCUCAAUGCUCAAUCGACAGCAAACCGUCGCGUGAAAGUCUGUCCAAUCUGUGGCGAACAAAAUUUUUCUCGACUCUCACAUCAUCUUACCGUUACACAUAAUCUAAAUCGUGAAGAAAGUCUAACCUUACUCGCUUACGCCGAUCGAACAAAUAAUAAUACCAAUACCAACAACAGCAAUCUAUCUUCAAUUCCCACUGUCAGCAGUAGUUCACCAAAAGAUCUCGAUAAAAGUCCUCAGCAAACUCCGAUUAGCAUCAAUACAAACAACCAACAAAUUCCUUCGAGUGGAUUCUCGCCUAUCGCUACUGAUUUAGAUAAUAAUAACCAUCCGCAAUCGAUACUAACAACCAGUUCGUCACCGAGUGAACAACAAGGUUUAAAUAGUUUACCGAUCGAUGGUAAAAAACGUUUACUAUGUCCACGUUGUAAUACAUGGGUUUUAAAUUUAACAGAUCAUCUAAUAAAGAAACAUCAUCUAGUUUCUAAACAAGAACGUUUGCCAUUCUUACGCUUAGCACGUAACCGUUCAUCGACGAGUAAUUCAGAAAAACCAUCGUUGAACCAUUGCUUCCAUGUUAAUUCAAACGAACAACUAACCACACCGCUAUCGACUAAUAAGAAAUAUCAAAAUAUUAUUAAAAAAUACCGCAAAAAGAUUUUCAAUUCGAUUCCUAUUUCAUCAUCCUCAAUACCAAAUCGUGAAACAUCGUCAACCAAUUCCAAUUCGCACUUACCGAAACAAAUUCCAUCCUCAAGAAAUAUGAAUAUCAGCAAAGAUAUUGCCACGCAUCAAAAAUUCGAACAACGCUUAUCAGUCUUCCGUCAACAGUUUGCUGUGACUGUCGCCAUGCAAAAUUCAUUGAUGCAACAAAUGGAAUUGUUACAACGAAGUUUCGUGUCCAUCGAAGAAGAAUGGAACGACAUGAAGAAAGAAAUCGUCGAGUCGAUUUCCUAA
Adineta ricciae is the source of this 1986-nucleotide messenger RNA. Lineage: Eukaryota; Metazoa; Rotifera; Eurotatoria; Adinetida; Adinetidae. The record is from the annotation of a GenBank genome assembly.